This is a messenger RNA of Aphidius gifuensis, 2093 nucleotides long. RefSeq lists its product as uncharacterized. NCBI's taxonomy places the organism in Eukaryota, Metazoa, Arthropoda, Insecta, Hymenoptera, Braconidae. Bases 898 to 1704 code for a protein of 268 amino acids. The record is from RefSeq and is a predicted model, not a curated record. The transcript has 3 exons.
AACAACAGUGAAAAUAAUUUAUCAAAUGAAUCAGCAUUGUUGAUAUCAAAAUUUAUAAAUGCAUUUAAUAUUUAUCUUGAUAAUUCAACUGAUCACAUCGUACAAUCUCUAUUAAGAUCAAAAUUUAUUGAUAAUAAUUACAGUGAUAUAUUUAAAAAUAUAAUUGAGGUAAUAUAUUCAUUUAAAAAUAUGAAUACUGAUGAUUUAUCAUCAAAAUUAACAAUUAUUUCUGAUGAAACGUAUGCAUGACAUUUAUUGAUCUUAAUAACUUGGCGAAAAUUAAUAAAUUGUAAUAUUGAUAAAGAAAAAUACAUUGAUAAAAUUGCUUGUACUCUACUUGGUCAGUAUUCACCAACAUCAUUAUAUAGCUAUUUAAAAAAUUCAAAAUUAUGUAUUAAUAUUGAGCCAAAAUCAUUGAAUAAUAAUAAUAGCUUUAUAAAAUAUUUAUUAAAACAAGAUUAUUUUAAUUUAAAAAAUAUCAUUGAUAAUUAUUUGAUUUAUGAGAAUAAAACAAAAGUUCCAUAACACGAGGUUUCUUGCUUAAAUGCAAAUAAUAAAAAUAAUAAUAAAAAAAUAAUUAUAAAUAAUAAUUUAACAUCUGUAAAACGUAAAUUGAAUAAUAAAAAAAAAAUUAUUCAUAUUGAUUUAACUGAAGAUGAUGAUGAUGGCUGUAAUAAUAAAAAGAAAAAUUUAAAGAAAAAAAAAAAAGAAUUAUUAUGGUUAAAAAAAUUAAUAAAUAAUGAUAAAAAUAAAAAAAAAUUAAUAAAUAAUUGUGUUGAAAUUGUUGAUGCUCAUAGUACAGAAAAUUUUGAUAAUAUUGAUCGAAAAAAUAAAUAUGAUACAUCAUUAAAAGAUGUUUUUUUAACAACAAAUAUUGAUGAUAAUUGUCAAAUAAAUAUGUGUCCAGUAUCAACAACAGUAUCAGCAAUUUCAACAGAUGAAAUAUCAAUUGAACCACCAAUUUGUUGGAAUGAUGCUAAUUUAUUUGAACCAACAGAUUAUUAUGAACUUGAUUUUUUUAUUGAUAAUGAUUAUCAACAAAAUCAAAUGAAUAAAAUUACGGAAAAUAAUCAACAAAUUAAAAUUGAUAAAUCAAGUAAUGAUGAAUCGAAAAAUAUACAAAUUGAAGAAAAUAUAUUUAGUGAUUCACAAGUUAAAAAAAAUACAACAAAUUGGAAUUAUUUAUUUGAUUAUCAUUUGGCAAAUAUUGAGUCGACUGAUAAUUCAGUUGAAUCACAAUUGUUAGUUGAUCCAAAGCUUGUCAAUAAAAAUACCACAAAUAUUAAACAAAAUUAUUUGUCAUGUUUAGGUUUAAAUCAUAAACAAAAUGAUACAUUUGCAGAAGAACAAAUUGAUAUGAAUAAUUUACAAACAAACUAUUGUCAAAGUACAAAUGAAAAUGAUUUAAAAAAUAUGAAAUAUAAUAUUGAAGAUGUUCCAUCGACAUCUAGAGAUUCAAAUAUAAUUGAAAAUAAUAAUUUUUCAUUGUCAAAUGUUUCAUCAACAACAACUUGUACAACAACUUCAAGAUUUGCUAUGAAUAACAUCAAUGAAGAUUCAACUUUGAAGAAAUUAAAAAAAUCAUCAAUGAAGAUUACUAAAAAUCAAAAUAUUCAGCAUUCUAUAGUUAAAGAUUUUCCAAGUCAAGUUUUAAAUAAACAAAAAAAAAAUUCACAUUUGCCAAGUUCAAUGGACAGUUCCUAAUUUCGCGACCAGUAUAAUGAAGAUUCCAGAUUUUUGCAUGAUAAAAAUAGCAUUAAUAAUAACGACAAAUAUUUUAAAAAUUAACUAAAAUACUUUUGCUUUAAAAUAUAAUCUUAGUAUUAAUUUUUUAUUUGAUACAUUUGCUAUAUAUAAAUUAGGAUAAAUAUUUACAAUUUAUUUAUAAAAUACAUUGAUAAUAUUUAUUUUAUAUGUUUUUUUUUUUUUGUUUUAAUAUUUAAUUUUAAGUAGCAUGAUAUAACAUGUGUAUACGUACCUAAAUGAAUGACAAAAUAAUGUCGAUAAACAAUAUAUAAAUAAAAAAUAUAUAUAGGAUACAAGAAACUAUAGAGUAAAAAAAUAAAAUUGGAAAAUAAAAUAAAAAAAUAUGA